GUGACUGGGCCUAAAGCAAAAAAAAAAGAGAAGAUUAUUCCUCCGAUUUCCGUGGAAAAAAUCCUCGACGAGUCAAGCCACCUCACACCAGGAAUACUGCAGGUCGUGUUUGAACCUUCUGAGACUGGUGACUUGAUUAGUAAGGUACAGAAAGCACUCAUUUCCCUUCAACCGAAAGACACUAAAAGAAAAAGAAGGAUGGCGAACCUGGGUAAUCUAGAGCAGCAGAUCUCGAGCCUGCAGAUCAGCGAUGAGGCGGCCAAGGGUGCUGCUAAGUCUGGCAAGAAGGUCGGACCCGCGGUGCCGCCGAAGCCGAAGAAGUCUCAACCUCAGGUGAAUCUUAAUCUUCCAAACUUAAAAUCAUAUUUGUCUCUAUUUAUCACAUAUAUUAACAAGAGUGCUUCCUUAUUCGCACGCAUCUCUAAACAUGGAUGCAAAACGAUACCACAAAGUUACACCAUAAAGGCCCCGCCUGUGCCGUCGUACAGCACGGUCCUUAAUAAUACGUCCAGCGACAAGACUUCAAACUUGUACAUGAACGCACCCUCGCCGUAUGUCCCGUUGGAUAUAAAAAACGACUUUUCGCAGAAAAUGACACCUGCGAACGGCAAGGAGACAUCGAAGAUUUAUCAGAACAAUGAUAAUUUGUAUGCUCGUCAGCCAGAAGAAAAGUUCGAGCCGAAGUACAGAUAUGACGAGAAGAAUUAUUACUCCAAUAUAGGGAACAUGCCGGCACCUCAGGUACCUGUGGCGGACGAUCGCGUGAAUAGAGCGACCAGAAACGCAGUGUACAGCAAUAUAGAACCACCGGUAGGCUCCGCGUAUGAGUAUGUCCCAUACGAAAUGAAUAAGGAAAUUAUAUACAGCAACAUUCAGUGGAAUCCUAAAACAGAGAAUACAUAUUGUAACGUUCCUGCACAUGGGGCUGACGAUUUACCACCACCGCCGGAGCCGUCAGAAUACGUUUCCUGCGUACCCGGGAAUUCGUUUCCACCGCCGCCUGACGAGCUGCCUCCGCCACCGAGUCCUGUUUCGUCGAGUUACAGCGAGUUGAGACGUGCUACUUACCAGACCGAUUUUCCAUCAGGCAACUAUCCCGCUGAUAUUUACGGUCCGAGUUCUCAGUCCAGCUCAACGUACGAAUCCAUAUAUGAGCCGAUUAAUCCUAGACCACCAUCGCAAUUGUCAUGUAACUAUUCCAUGUAUUCCGGCUACGGAUCGGCUACGUCUACUCAGCCGCAGGGCAAAGUGUCUCCCGUUAAAGAAGUCGACGUUCUUACGGAUCUGUUAGUUCAAGGAAUGGAGGAUAAUAAUGAAGACAGUGAUAUAUAUGGCAUCUGUGCGCAAUGCGGACGCAAAGUAGAGGGAGAAGGAACUGGAUGCUCGGCGAUGGAUAAAGUCUUUCACAUAAGUUGUUUCUGCUGCUUCGUAUGCAAGGUCAAUUUACAAGGGAAACCUUUCUACUCGUUGGAAGGUAAACCUUAUUGCGAGGAGGAUUAUCUCAAUACUCUGGAAAAGUGUUGCGUUUGCACCAGACCGAUACUGGACCGAAUAUUGAGAGCUACUGGCAAACCAUAUCAUCCCUCGUGCUUCACCUGCGUUGUCUGUGGACAAAGUCUCGAUGGUAUACCGUUCACUGUGGAUGCUACGAAUCAAAUACAUUGUAUUCAGUGUUUCCACAAGAAAUUCGCUCCGCGUUGCUGCGUCUGUAAGCUGCCUAUAAUGCCCGAGCCUGGUCAGGAUGAAACCAUACGAGUGGUAGCACUAGAUCGUAGUUUCCACAUUCAAUGCUAUAAGUGCGAAGAUUGUGGAUUAGUAUUGUCAUCCGAUUCGGAGGGACAUGGCUGCUAUCCCCUGGACGAUCACAUCUUGUGUAAAAGUUGCAAUGCUACCCGUGUCCAAGCCUUAACGUCUCAUAUGACGACCGAAUUAUAAAUAUAUAGACGCGACAAGCUUAUAUAAGCAAUAUAAUUUGUUGAAACUUCGGAAAUACGAAUGAAAUGUUAAAUCAAGUAUCGUUGUGAUUAACUGUAGUGAAAUAAGUACCGCUAUAUACACGGUAUUAUAGGUCUUUUUUAUGCGUACACAAUUUUUCUAUUCCGCUUCUAUUCACACCUCAUAUAUUCAAAACCGAUAUUUACUAUCCCAUUAUAUUAACGAAGAAUCGUUUUUUAAUACUUUACCUGUUAGCAGAUUAAGGAAAUUAUACUGUCCAUAUUUGGAUCUUUUUUUAUAAUCUGGCACGAAAAAGAAAACAAUUGUCAACGAUUAUUUAUAUUCUAAUAAUCUUUAACGGUUAUAAGAUCACUGCAUUAGAAUUCCGUCACUGCCAUGACCGAAGCAUUUUCUCCGUACGUUACGAAACAAUGUUGGCAAAUUAAUAGUAGAUAUAAGUUUGACGUCCGAGAUAAUUUUCCUGCAGAUGUGAUUAUCAUUGUGAUUCUAGUAAAGUAUUCAAUGUAUCGUAAAGAGUAUUUAACGUGUAGUUUAUCGUCGACAGGAAUACUGCUUCGAUCCAUUUAUUUAGAGAUUAGAUAUUAGAUUCGGGAAGUAGGAUUAUUAUUGACAAUAUUGAUAUACCGGCGAGAAAGUGUGCCAUUUCUUCUUGUGAAGGUAUUUUAAAUGGAUCUUUGUAAGACUAUCGAGAAAGGAAAGAUAAACACUCAAUCUCAAACUUACGAUGCGAUUAGUUCCCGAACUUUUUCGCAUGGGUAAGACAUUAUUACAUCGAGGAGAGACUUGUAUGAUCUCUGUAUUAUAGUAUCAAUAAAAAUACAGUUUGUUAUUUAUGGCCAAA
Messenger RNA from Acromyrmex echinatior (Panamanian leafcutter ant), 2797 nucleotides. RefSeq names its product lipoma-preferred partner zyxin (gene Zyx). Gene Ontology annotation, cellular component: focal adhesion; stress fiber. Gene Ontology annotation, biological process: cell-cell adhesion. The record is from RefSeq and is a predicted model, not a curated record. NCBI's taxonomy places the organism in Eukaryota, Metazoa, Arthropoda, Insecta, Hymenoptera, Formicidae.